AUGAAUGCGCUUAAUUUAGUACUCAAAAUGUAUAUAAUAUAUUGUAUUUUGUUAAUCAAAAUCUUCAAUAAUAUUCAUUCAUUUUGUACAUUGUGAUUGAAAAUAUUGUUACAUACAUUAUGUAAGCUUCCAUUAAGUAAUUUUGUAUUAAAUAAAGAUAUUUAAAAGUAUAAAUCUAAUGGGCUAAUAAUUUAUUUCUUAUCACCUAAUUUUUAUCUUACUUAUCUAAGUAUAAAUAUGUAUAGGAGUAUCAGAGUAUAUUAAAAUUUUAUUUGUUUAAUGAUAAUUUAUCGUACUACAGCAUAUUAAAAGAAUUUUUCAAAUUUAGCAGAUACUCUUGACAGUUACUUAUAUGAAUCUAUUUUGGUAUGUACAGGAAACUAUUCAUGAUGGAGACUGCCUGUACUGCUGGUUUGAUUAUAAUAGGAGAUGAAAUUUUACGUGGCCAAGUUAUAGAUACAAAUACUUCAUAUCUGGCAAAGAGAUUGCGAGCUUCUGGCAUUAAACUUCGAAAAAUAACAGUGAUUCCUGAUAUUGUAGAUGAAAUCGCAAAGACCGUACUUGAGGCUUCUAAAGAAUAUUCUGUUGUAUUUACAUCUGGUGGUGUUGGACCUACACACGACGAUGUAACAUAUGAAGCUGUGGCCAAAGGUCUAGGUUUGAAGCUUGAACAACACGAAGAAUUAGUUGACAUUUGUGUAAAUCUUUUUCCCAACAAUAAAGAAGCUUUACAUCUUAGUAUUGUACCAAAACCCUGCGAGCUUAUUCCUGUUUAUUCACCAAAAAAAUAUGCUAUCGUAAAAGCAAAGAACGUGUACAUAUUGCCAGGCUCUCCAAAAUACUUUGAACUUGCUGUUGACAUGAUUGUACCUCAAUUAAAAGGAAAUACCCCUUUGCAUCUCGAAGAAAUAGAUAUUAAUUUAAAUGAAUUAUCAUUAGUUAGAAUUUUGAAUGAACAUGCAGAAUAUUGGAAAGACAAAGUUAAUAUUGGCAGUUAUCCACAAAUAACACCUGAAUGUUUUACGAGAGUCACGUUGGAAGGGAAGAAAGAAGAUGUUCUGGAAGCAAAAGGCAAACUUCUGUAUUCAUUGCCAAUUCAGAAAAUUCGAAAUCUAAAAGAUGGAUUUAGCCAUUAUCACGUGAAAACUGUCCUUGAAGAUACUGAAAAUGAAGUGCAUAUAAAGUAUGCCUUGGAUGUUUUGCAACAGUGUUAUAAAACAUAUAAACCAGAAGAGAUUUUUGUAAGUUUUAAUGGAGGGAAGGAUUGCACAGUGGUUUUACAUUUAACUGCCUGCAUCGCAAAGUUACAAAAUAUUUCUUCAUUAUUAUGUUUAUAUGUGACGGCGGAACCAUUUCCAGAAGUGGAUUCGUUUGUAGAAAGAGCAGCUCAGUAUUAUGGUUUAGAGCUAAUAAAAAAGAAAUGUCCUAUGCGGCAGGCGUUAUGUUUGUUGUUGAAUGAGAAAGCGAAUUUGAAAGCAAGUCUUAUGGGAAUGAGGAAAGGUGAUCCUGGUACGGAAAAUCUAGAGGCUUUCACACCAACUGAUCCAAGCUGGCCGAAUUUAAUUCGUGUGAAUCCUAUUUUAAAUUGGUCGUACGAUCAAGUAUGGAAAUUUUUGUUAAAACAUAAUGUACCAUAUUGUCCGUUGUAUGAUGAAGGAUAUACGAGUUUAGGGACGAAGUCAACAACAGUACCAAAUCCACGAUUGAAAGAUCCUAAUAAUUCAUCGUUAUAUCGCCCAGCAUAUGCUUUAACUGAUGAGUCUGCAGAAAGACAAGGCAGAGUAUAAUUAUAAAAAAAAAAAAGAAAAAGGAAGAGAAACGCAGCACAAAAUCUUAUAAUAUUUUUGCAUACUUUGUGCAAAAACUUGAAAACUUAUUGCAACUUACUGUAAAAAAGACAAAAGAUAUUUUAUAAAGACAGAGAUAUUUUAUUCUCGUCCAAUAUUUUAAUCUGCUAGAAUCUUUCUAUCAUAUAUUUUUAGAAACGUAUAAUUUCUAAAUUAAGUAUAUCUAGUUGUAAUCUUUUUAAUUCUGCAAUAUAGCAAGUGUUCUUACGAAAGUAUUAAAAUGUAAUUAAAUUGAUCAUUUAAUUGAUCUAAAUAGAUCUAAAUAAAUGAUCAAUUUAAUUACAAUGUGCAAUUAUUAUGUAUUAUCGGUGAAAAUGUACUAGUACGUAAGUAAGUACGUAAACAAUAAAAGCGAAAGUGUAAUUUUAAAUUAUGAAGGAACUGAAUCUUAUUGUUAUUUCCGAACGCAAUUUUCGUCCACAGUCAGACAGAAGCAAGAGUUUCGUUGAAAUCUAUUUACAAGUAUUUCAGUGGAAAUCGAGGAAGAAGAAACCGAGGGAACGUGUCAAGUUCAAAGGAGCAUCCACCCUUGAUAAAAUCGAAAUUUCGAUUGACGAUUAGCUUCUAUGACGUCGACUAACGUUCCUGCUGACCCAGAGCAACUAGGGGAUGAUCCCCGGCUGAUCCUCGUACGAAGCCAGCAAAGCUAACAGAUUAGGGUUUCGUUGAUCCAAGGGGAUAGAAGGAAUGGUAUAAAACUGCUGCCUGAUCAGCCGUAUCAAGGAGAGGGGCUGGCAGACGGUGUGACCGACAUGUCCAACAACACUAUUCAUUGGGAGGCAAGAUACCUACCAGCAGGGCCACCACGUUUGCUGGGAUGGAAUGUUCCUGCCGAAGAAAUAGUCCACAUACCGGAACAUUGGCUGGUCUAUCCCGAGCCGAACCCCUCCCUUCAUUAUUUAUUAGCCCUAUUGUAUAUUCUUUUUACUUUCCUUGCUUUACUUGGCAAUGGUUUGGUGAUAUGGAUCUUUUGCGCUGCCAAAUCACUGAGGACCCCCUCGAACAUGUUCGUUGUGAAUCUCGCGAUCUGCGACUUCUUCAUGAUGAUCAAGACACCUAUCUUCAUAUACAAUUCCUUCAACACCGGUUUUGCUCUGGGGAAUUUAGGAUGUCAAAUAUUCGCGGUCAUCGGUUCCCUAACCGGAAUUGCGGCCGGGAUGACAAAUGCAGCUAUAGCAUACGACAGAUAUAGUACAAUUGCAAGACCUCUGGAUGGCAAGUUGUCGCGCGGGCAAGUUAUGCUAUUCAUCGUCUUAAUCUGGACAUACACCAUACCAUGGGCGUUGAUGCCUGUGAUGGGAGUGUGGGGACGUUUUGUACCGGAGGGCUUUCUCACCAGCUGCACCUUUGAUUAUCUGACCGACUCUAACGAAAUACGAAUAUUCGUCGCUACCAUAUUUACCUUCUCCUAUUGCAUCCCAAUGACGUUUAUAAUCUAUUACUAUAGCCAGAUCGUUAGCCACGUUGUGAAUCACGAGAAGGCGCUCCGGGAACAGGCGAAGAAGAUGAACGUCGACAGUUUACGGAGUAACGCGAACACAAAUACUCAAAGCGCUGAGAUUCGUAUAGCGAAGGCUGCCAUUACGAUUUGUUUCCUAUACAUCUUCUCGUGGACUCCAUAUGGCGUGAUGGCAAUGAUCGGUGCGUUUGGUAAUAAAGGGCUUCUGACACCUGGUGUCACGAUGAUACCUGCAUGUACGUGUAAAGCUGUUGCUUGCUUGGACCCCUAUGUGUAUGCUAUAAGUCAUCCAAAAUACAGGUUGGAAUUGCAGAAACGACUACCAUGGUUGGAAUUACAAGAAAAGCCGAUAUCCGAUUCGCAAAGCACUACAACUGAAACAGUAAAUGCACCAGCCUCGAGCUAAAUUUUUAUUGGAACUGUUACUCUUCGGCAACAAAAGAUAGCAAUACACACAUACAUAUUUGGCUCUCGUUCAACACUUUGUUUGUUAAAGACUUGCGGACCUUGUAUAGCGAAAGUAAUAAAGCAAUUUCCUGGCAAACGUACUUCCAUAAUUUUCCUCGAUGUAAUUUGCAUAUACGAUGUACAUACGUAUUAUACUAUAUAUAUAUAUUAUAUAAUAAAGAAAUAUAUAUGUAUAUAUAUACAGAACAUACAUAUAAACAUAUUUUCGCAAAGAAAAAAAAAUAAAGAAAAUAAACCGAGAUAGUUUAAAUCAAUGUGUAUAUAUAUGAGGAGGAAUGUUCCCUGUUACGAUGAGAAUUUUCAUGUUGGCGUUGGGUACAUGAUUGAUAAUAAAAAAAUAUUCCCAUUAAGGAACAAAAAACUGGUAAAUUACAACUUUAUUCACUUUGUUACAUACUACUCGCCUUAUGGUUACGAUGCUAGGCCUUAGAGAUUUGAAAAUAAAAGAAUAUAUACGACCGAUCGACUGAAUCUGGUUAACUCACGGCUUGUCGAUAUCAGGUCGAUAUUAUGAUAACAAAGAAACUUUUAUAUAACUGCGUAAUAGCGUAAUUGAGAAUUGACUGUGUGUGUGUGUGUGUGUGUG
Molecule: messenger RNA, 4360 nt
Organism: Heterotrigona itama
Lineage: Eukaryota; Metazoa; Arthropoda; Insecta; Hymenoptera; Apidae
Source: the annotation of a GenBank genome assembly